AUCUCGAUACCGUAAAUUUGCUCCAAUGCUCUCGGCCUCCGUCGCCCUCUCCGCCGGCUCUGCCGCGAUCACCGCGCCCGUCGCCGCCCCGGGGCGCGGCGCCGUCCGUGCCGCUGCGCCUGCGCUCAUGGACAAGUCUGGCCUCGAGGGCUUUGCUAAGGAGCUCAACCCCGUCGUCGGCUACUGGGACCCGCUCAACCUCUCUAACGGCGAGUUCUGGGGCGACUCGAACUCAGCGACGAUCGGCUUCCUGCGCGAGUCGGAGAUCAAGCACGGCCGCGUCGCGAUGGCCGGCUUUGUGGGCUACAUCGUGCAUGCCAACGACAUUCGCUUCCCGUGGGACAAGGUUGCGAUGGCGGCGCCAAAGGGGCUCUCCCCGCAGGAGCUGUGGGACGUGACGCCGGAGGCGGCGAAAUGGCAGAUCAUCCUGACCAUCGCCUUCCUCGAGUUCUGGCGCGAGAACUCGUACAUCCUGAGCAAGGAGGGCGAGCAGCACUACAUGCGCGGCGGCAAGCCCGGCUACUUCCCCACCUUUUCCGAGCUGCCCCACCCGGUCCCCUUCAACCUCUUCGACCCCUUCGGCUUCAGCAAGAACGCCUCUCCCGAGAAGAAGGCCAAGGGCCUGCUCGCAGAGGUCAACAACGGGCGCCUUGCGAUGAUUGGCCUGAUGGGCUUCCUGUCCGAGGCCAAGGUGCCGGGCUCGGUGCCUGCUCUGGCCAACGUCGGCAUCCGGCCGUACGCGGGCGAGGUGAUGGCGCCGUUCGACGCCAACUUCCACCUCUUUUAGAGCGGACCCAGGUCAGCGGGGAGGGCGUGGCUCGCUGGGGCGGCGGCUCGCGCUGACCGCGCGCGCCCCUGCGCUGCCCCCCCCCUUUGUUGAUGACACCGGCGCGUAUCCUCUCUCUUGUGUGCAGUCUUGGCGCAUGUACCGAUCGCCGCUACGCGCGCGCUCGCGGGCGGGACGCCGUUGUACUCAACCUUGCUAGAGCAUCUCGCCACCUCUCCUGUGUCUCUCACUCCGCUCUCCACACACGACACACGCAGGCACAAAAAAUCGAGAGUCCCACACGCUCAAAACGUACGUACGCUAAU
Messenger RNA from Emiliania huxleyi CCMP1516, 1092 nucleotides. RefSeq names its product light harvesting protein. The record is from RefSeq and is a predicted model, not a curated record. Lineage: Eukaryota; Haptophyta; Isochrysidales; Noelaerhabdaceae. Gene Ontology annotation, cellular component: membrane. The transcript has 6 exons. Bases 26 to 787 code for a protein of 253 amino acids. Gene Ontology annotation, biological process: response to light stimulus; photosynthesis, light harvesting in photosystem I.